Molecule: messenger RNA, 3024 nt
Organism: Galeopterus variegatus (Sunda flying lemur)
Lineage: Eukaryota; Metazoa; Chordata; Mammalia; Dermoptera; Cynocephalidae
Gene: ZNF266
Product: zinc finger protein 266
Exons: 6
Coding region: 595-2328 (577 amino acids)
Biological process (GO): regulation of transcription by RNA polymerase II
Molecular function (GO): RNA polymerase II cis-regulatory region sequence-specific DNA binding; DNA-binding transcription factor activity
Source: RefSeq, a predicted model, not a curated record
GCGCCGUCGUCUCUUCCGGCGCUGCCUCCGCGCGGCCGGGGUUCUUUCCACUUGGGUGGUUUCUGGCUUAAGACGGCUUCGGUGAGGCCAGGUGGAGGGGAGCAGCCGGUGGUGAAAGUACGAGUUUGGUCCGGGCCGCCGAGGGGGCUUCGUAGAGAGGGCUGGCCCACUCCGCUCGCGUCCGCCGGGGCCGCGGGUCCUCCCGGGGCGGCCAGGGCCGAGACGCCACUCGGGCCCUCGUCCCCGCCGGGAGUGCGUCGGGAUAUGUCGUAAGGGCGAUUCCGUAGAGUUCUUUCAAACCCGGUAAUUGCCUCUUCUAAAGCCUCCAAAGCAAUCGUUGUGUUUUUUUCCCCCCCCAGAAAUAAAAAAUUUCCCCACUUCAAAGCGCGUUGACCCCAGCCCUGCGUCCUCCCGCCUCACGGACCUGGCGAUUGCGGCGCUUUCGGGUCUCCACUAACCCUGUAUAAGGAGGAAUUGAGAUGGCCACUGGCCACGUAGAUUCAUAAGCUGCUCAGAAGUGAUCUUGUCCUCGAGGGAAGUGUUCAGGCAGAUUUCACCAUCAGCCUCAGAGGAUGGCAACCAUUGAUUUGUCCCAUGGACCUGGUAACCUUUGAGGAUGUGGCUCUGGACUUCAGUGAGGAGGAAUGGACUUUACUGGACACAACUCAGAGAAACCUAUACAGAGAUGUGAUGCUGGAGAACUACCAGAACCUGGUCACAGUAGGAUGUCAGAACAUCAAACCCAGUCUGAUCUCUUGGUUGGAACAAGAAGAGUUGAGGACAGUUCAGAGAGGAGCUCUCCAAGAAUGGAAAGUGCAACUUGAAACCAAAGGGUCAGCACUUCAGCAGGAUUUUUUGAGAGGACAAACCUCCAGUGGGAUGCAAACGGCAAGAAGCCACAAUGGAGAACAUUAUGAUUGUGUGUACUAUGGAGAAGUCUUCAGUGAAGACUCGUGCCUUAAGACUCAUGGGAGAAAUCAAAAUACUGAAAACACUUCUGAGUGUUAUCAGAAUGGAAUAGACUUCCUUACUCUGCACAAGGAGACCUCUACUGGAGAGAAACUUUCUGUGUUGAAUGAGUAUGGAAAAGCCUUUAGUCUGACUCCAAAUGUUGUUUACCAGAGUGUGUGCACGAAAGACAAAUCCUUUGAAUGCAAUGACUGUGGGAAAGCCUUCGUUAAUCAGUCACACCUGCAGGCACAUAUGAGAACUCACAGUGGAGACACACUUCAUGAAUGGAAGGAAUAUGGAAGAGAUUUUAUUCACUCCACAAGCCUUGCUGUGAAUAUACAAACUCGCAGUGCAGAAAAACCCUACACAUGCAAGGAAUGUGGGAAAGGCUUUAGAUAUUCUGCAUACCUUAAUAUUCACAUGGGAACUCACACUGGCGACAACCCCUAUGAAUGUAAGGAGUGUGGGAAAUCAUUCACUAGGUCUUGUCAACUUACUCAGCACAGAAAAUCUCACACUGGAGAGAAACCUUACAAGUGUAAGGAAUGUGGGAAAGCCUUCACAGUUUCCUCCUGCUUAAGUCAACAUGUGAAAAUUCACACUGGAGAGAAACCCUAUGAAUGUAAGGAAUGUGGAGCAGUCUUCAUUAGGUCUUCUCAGCUUACUGAACAUAUAAAAACUCACACUUUGGAGAACCCCUUUGAAUGUAAGGUGUGUGGAAAAUCCUUCAGAAAUUCCUCAUACCUUAAUGAUCACUAUCGAAUUCACACUGGACUAAAACCCUAUAAAUGUAAGGACUGUGGGAAAGCCUUCAUUCAGAACUCAGACCUUACUAAGCAUGUACGAACUCACAGUGGAGAGAAACCCUAUGAAUGUAAGGACUGUGGAAAAGCCUUUGCCAGGUCGUCUCGCCUUAAUGAACAUAUAAGAACUCACACCGGAGAGAAGCCUUUUCAGUGUGUCAAAUGUGGGAAAGCGUUCGCUAUUUCUUCAAAUCUUAGUGGACAUUUGAGAAUUCACACUGGAGAGAAGCCGUUUGAGUGCACUGAAUGUGGGAAAGCAUUUACGCAUUCCUCCAGUCUGAAUAAUCACAUGCGGACUCACAGUGCCAAAAAACCAUACACAUGUAUGGAGUGUGGGAAAGCCUUUAAGUUUCCCACAUGUAUUAAUCUUCACAUGCGAAUCCACACUGGAGAAAAACCCUAUGAAUGUAAACAGUGUGGGAAAUCUUUCAGUUACUCCAAUUCAUUUCAGUUACAUGAAAGGACUCACACUGGAGAAAAACCCUAUGAAUGUAGAGAGUGUGGUAAAACCUUUAGUUCUUCCAGUUCCUUUCGAAAUCAUGAAAGAAGGCAUGCAGACAAACUAUCAAUGUAAGGAGUAUUAGGAAGCCUAAAGGUGUUCUCGUUCACUUCGAAGACAUGAAGAACUCAGUGGGGAGAAACCCUUUGAAUAUAAGGAAUGUGGAAGCAUCUUCACUAAUCUCUUUGGUCUUAACGUAAGGAUUUGCAAUGGAGAAGACCCUAUUGAAGCAUGGAAUGUGGAAAAGACUUCAUUAAAUCCUCAAGAUUUACCUUACAUAUAAGAAAUCUCACUGGAGAGAAACCCUAUGAAUGUAGAGAAUCUGGGAAAACCUUUCCUAAUUCCACAAGCCUUAAUAUGAAUAUGUGAACUCACAUUGGAGAGAACCCUAUGAUUUAAAUGGUGUGGUCUGGAUGAUGCCCCCCAAAAUUCAUAUUUUGAUGCCCUAAUCCCUGGCUCCUCACAAGGUAUGGACAUAAGGUUUUUAAACAGGUAAUUAACUUAAAAUGAGGCUGUUAGGGUCAGUUUGUAAUUUAACAUCACUGGUGUCCCUAUAAGAGAAAGUAGAAGGAAGGACGUGUGCACACACGUGCACACACAGGGAGAAGAUCAUGUGAAAUCACCAGAAGAUGGCCAUCUGCAAGCCAAGGACAGAGGCCUGGAACAAAUCCUUCUAUUACGGCCUCCAGAGGAAACCAACCCUGCCCCACCUUGAUAUUGGACUUCCAGCCUCCAGAGCGAAAAACCAAUAAAUUUUCCUUGUUUAAGUCA